CCGAGGACGCAGGCCUCCCCCAGCAGCCCUGUCCCCCAGCCCCUGUGGCCGUGUUUCUUAAAUGUGCCUUUUUCUCCCUCUUUCCACAUACUCUCAGCACCUUGCAGAACAAGGAGUAGUCUGUGGGCUCCGAGCACGUGGCAGGUACCUCAGAAGCUCCGAGAGCCCGCGGGAGAGGGGAGCGGCUGCCGCCCGUGUUGGGGAUGGACAAUGGGAUGUUCUCGAGCUCUGUCAUGGUCAAGAACCUCCUGCUCUUCUGUGUCUCCAUGAACCUGGCCGGUCGCCUGGGCUUUUCGCAGAUGCCAGCCGGCUCGGUAAAGGAUGACAACAUCACCAUCUUCACCCGGAUCUUGGACGGGCUCUUGGAUGGCUACGACAACAGGCUGCGGCCGGGGCUCGGGGAGCGCAUCACGCAGGUGAGGACGGACAUCUACGUGACCAGCUUCGGCCCCGUACGGGCACCCUGGUGUGAUUGUUUCCACGCCCUGCGGACUUGCAUCAUUCGUGGGAAACGCGGCUGUGAACGGCUUAAGCUCAAGGCCGGACUCUGUCAUUUAGUCGCCAGGAGGCCUCGCUUGACCAUCUCUGCGGAGUGUCCGAUGCAGCUUGAGGACUUCCCGAUGGACGCCCACGCCUGCCCCCUGAAGUUUGGCAGCUACGCGUACCCCAACUCCGAGGUUGUCUACGUUUGGACCAACGACACCACCAAGUCGGUGGUGGUGGCGGAAGACGGCUCCCGGCUGAACCAGUACCACCUGAUGGGGCAGACGGUGGGCACGGAGAACAUCACCACCAGCACGGGUGAGUACACCAUCAUGACGGCUCAUUUCCACCUGAAGAGGAAGAUCGGCUACUUUGUCAUCCAGACCUACCUGCCCUGCAUCAUGACCGUGAUCCUGUCGCAGGUCUCCUUUUGGCUGAACCGGGAGUCCGUCCCCGCCAGGACAGUGUUCGGGGUGACCACGGUGCUGACCAUGACCACGCUCAGCAUCAGCGCCCGGAACUCGCUGCCCAAGGUGGCCUACGCCACGGCCAUGGACUGGUUCAUCGCCGUGUGCUACGCCUUCGUGUUCUCCGCGCUCAUCGAGUUCGCCACCGUCAACUACUUCACCAAGCGGGGCUGGGCCUGGGACGGCAAGAAGGCCCUGGAAGCUGCCAAGAUCAAGAAAAAGCAGCGUGAGCUCACACUCAGUAAGUCAACGAACGCCUAUACCACCGGGAGGAUGACCCACGCCCCCAACAUCCCGCAGGAGCCGGCCCCGGGCACCUCCGGCGGGGCCGCCGCCUCCGCAAACCCUCCCGAGGACAAGCCCCCCGAGAGCAGAAAGACUUACAACAGCAUCAGCAAGAUCGACAAGAUGUCCCGAAUUGUAUUCCCCGUCCUGUUCGGCACCUUCAACCUGGUUUACUGGGCGACGUAUUUGAACAGGGAGCCCGUGAUUAAGGGGGCCUCGCCUCCGAAGUGACCCGCCUCGCCCCCCGCGGCCAGGGGCCCGACUCCCCGAGGCGCGGCGCCCGGGCCCGGGCCAGAGGCACUGCCCCCCUGGGGACGGCCGUUCGGGAAACGUUUGCAUGUUUAAUACUAUGUACAAAUACUAUUGCCUUGAUGUUUCUACAUGUAACGUCAGAUGUUUCGGAGGUGUUGCGUGGAUGGCCAACUGAAGAACUCUCUAGAAAACCCGAACGGCUCUGACGCUCAGACGCUCGGUAUCUGACAUCGAUAGUUUACAAACAAGAUACGUCUAUUUUUAACUGUUCCAAGGGUUACCUAACGCGGUUUUUUUUAUACUUCCGAUGUCAUUUCAUACAAAGUUUCCCAGCAGAGAAAUAUUUUAGGAAAUGCUCACGGUUAUUACUUGACCAAAUCUUUGCAAGAAACAAACAAAAAACAAACACAAAGAGCACAUUUUCAUUCAAAAGGAGACUGUGAGCGUUUAUGUACCAAACGAAUCGCCUUUGAUAAUUCUUACUCUUCAGAAAUUAGCGUCCUGCAUGAUCUCACUUUACAAAAUAGACUAGCCAAAUAUUUAUGCAAAUUUAAUGACAGAACAUGCGGUGUGUUAGGUCCACAGAUAAAUGAUUUCCCCCGGGGAAAAAAAAAAUUCACUGCUUAAAAAAUCUUUUUGGGGGGCGCGAGGGGGGAAGAAACGUAUUCCCUGUUCUUCAGCCGCCCCCCCACUAGCUGAACGGUGACCGAGGCCGAAGAGACGUGAAGCCGGAGAGUGGCGGGAGCGCAGUUUGGCGUUUGGCCUGUGUCCGCUGUCUCAAGCUCCGACCACCUCGCUGCAGCCAGUGUGACGCUUCCGUGGUGAGAAACCGUCGCCGAGUCCCCUCCCGUUUUAUCUCCUCGUGCGUGUCUCAUGGUUGACGUAUUGCUCUGUUAGCUUUUGUACAUGAGCCUUAAAUGUUCGUUAAAAAAUAAAAAGGAACUCAUCUUGCGGA
Messenger RNA from Miniopterus natalensis, 2442 nucleotides. The record is from RefSeq and is a predicted model, not a curated record. NCBI's taxonomy places the organism in Eukaryota, Metazoa, Chordata, Mammalia, Chiroptera, Miniopteridae.